Messenger RNA from Culex quinquefasciatus (southern house mosquito), 1461 nucleotides. Its product is annotated as L-galactose dehydrogenase. The transcript is spliced from 3 exons. The record is from RefSeq and is a predicted model, not a curated record. Gene Ontology annotation, molecular function: L-galactose dehydrogenase activity. Lineage: Eukaryota; Metazoa; Arthropoda; Insecta; Diptera; Culicidae. Gene Ontology annotation, cellular component: cytosol. The coding region runs from base 69 to 1115 and encodes 348 amino acids.
UGAUAACAUCAUCGAUGAACUAUUUAUAAAAUCAGUCAGAAAGUCGUCAGUUCUCAUCUACACUUAACAUGGAUCAGUUCCCAGCGACGUUUGUGAAAGGUUUUCACGAUGAAGAAAGUGUCCGGAAAAUGCAGUAUAAUUUAUUAGGAAAAACUGGGCUGCGCGUAUCGAAAAUAGGAUUUGGCACAGCACCCUUUAGUGCACUCUUUGGAAAAUUCGAAGAAACGGAAGGAAUUCGAGCGGUACACUUGGCGUUGCGCAAAGGUAUCAACUAUCUCGAUACGGCUCCCUUCUACGGUCAGGGUCGUUCCGAAGAGGUUCUUGGAAAAGCGUUGAAAGUUGUGCCUCGUCAGGCGUAUUACGUUGCCACUAAGGUGGGACGUUACGAGCAGGAUUACGAGAACAUGUUCGAUUACAGUGCCCAAAAGACGCGCGAGAGUGUGGAGAAAAGUUUGAAGCUGCUCGGUGUGGGUUAUCUGGAUUUAGUUCAGAUUCACGAUGUAGAAUUUGCAUCAGAUUUGAGUGUCAUAUGGAAUGAGACUUUACCCACAUUGGAGAAAAUGAGAGAUGAAGGAAAGCUACGAUGCAUUGGAAUUACAGGAUAUCCUCUGGAUGUUCUUAAAAAAGGAAUAACCGGAGCUCCUGAACGUUUUGAUACCGUUCUCAGUUAUAGCCGUUACACAUUGAUUGAUGAUUCUUUAGCCGAAUAUCUUCCAUUUUUCGAAAAAAACAACUUGGGAAUAGUUUGUGCUGCUGGUCAUGCCAUGGGGAUGCUGACUAAUGCGGGACCUCAAUCGUGGCAUCCGGCUCAUGAGCAUACAAAGCAGAUCUGUUGGGAGGCGAGCGAGUACUGUAAGCAGCAAGGAGUUGAACUGGGCAAACUAGCCAUGUAUCAUUUCAUUCAACUUGACGGACCGGCCACGUUUCUCGCGGGAAUACAAACGGAGCAUCUGGUGAACAUCAAUUUGGAGGCGUUUUUCAGUGGUCUGACUGAAAAGGAGCGGAAUGUUUUGAAUUAUUUGGAAAAAAGUGUGUUCCCGAAAAUAGAGCAUUCAAACUGGGAAGGUGUUGAAUUGCAACGGUAUUGGGAGGGUAUAAACUCAGUGGAGAUAUAAAUUUAGGAGUUAAGGUGAAACGGGAAGCCAGCACCAUAUUGAACGACUAGAGUGAAAACACCUUUGAGAAAAACGCCAAUACCGUCAAAUUUGAAUUUGAACAAAAGUUUUAUAAAAAAAUGUCGUGCCAUAUCCAAACCAAUCACGAUUCGUGUUUUUGGGAGCACCCUUAUGUAAAAUGCCGUAACCAAAAAAGUUUGUUGUUUUUUUUUUUUGCAGAAGCUAAAUAGGCCAAUAGCAAGCAACCCGUCGAGUUCAGAAAUUGAUAUAAGUUCUGUAUUCUGUUUCACCUUAAGUGGUCCUUAAACGCAAAUAAAUAAAAUUAAUAAGUGGAGAAAUAAAUAAA